UUUCAAUUUCACAGCGGCAAAUAGCCAGCGCUUACAUAAGGUGCCAUACAGGGAUAUCGAGGUGUUAGCGCCCUCAACGCAAGCCUGCUCUCCUUACAGUCGUAAUGUCGCUCAAAGUCCCAAAAGCAAACAAUAUCCAGCUCUUCAAGGAGGGCUACAAGGUAUGUUUGUGGCUUAAACUGACCUUCAUUAUAUUUGACUUGCGCUUUCAGCAUAUUUCAGGGCUUGAGGAUGCUGUUCUGCGAAACAUUCAAGCAGUCGCAGAGUUAUCCGAUCUUGUGAGGACAAGUUUUGGACCCAAUGGCCGGAAUAAGCUUGUCAUCAACCAUUUGGGCAAACUGUUCGUGACCUCAGAUGCCGCUACAAUCAUUCGUGAAAUCGAAGUCGUGCACCCCGCCGCGAAACUUCUCGUCAUGGCAUCUCAAGCUCAGGAGUCCGAAAUGGGCGACGCGACCAACACGGUUAUUAUCUUUGCAGGAGAGCUAUUGAAAAAGGCAGAGCAUCUGCUUAUCAUGGGUCUGCAUCCGAGCGAAAUCAUCAAGGGUUACGAGCUUGCGUCCGUGAAAGGUUUGGAGGAACUAGAAAAGCUGUCCUCAAGCACUCUUCCAACCCCAUUAACCUAUGAGACGCUUGCGACGGCUUUGAAACCCGCUAUCGCAUCAAAACAGUACGGCUUCGAGGACCUGCUCGCGUCUCUCGUUGCUGAAGCCGCUCUUGCGGUUAUGCCUGCGAACCCCAAGAAUUUCAACGUGGACAAUGUACGUGUGGUGAAGAUCAUGGGUGGUAGUCUGGCUGGUAGCAAGGUUGUAAAGGGUAUGGUUUUCGGCCGGGAGCCAGAAGGGCAAGUCAAGAAGGUCAAGAAAGCCAAGGUUGCGGUGUACACUUGUGGUCUCGACAUUGCGCAAACGGAGACCAAGGGAACUGUCCUGAUCAAAAGCGCAGAUGAGAUGCUGAAUUUCACCUCAGGCGAGGAGAAGCACAUGGAGAAAAUAUUCAAAGAGAUCGCUGAUUCCGGUGUUCGAGUCGUAAUUGCUGGUUCGACCGUUGGGGAACUUGCUCUCCACUAUCUGAACCGAUUCAACAUCGCCGUUCUCAAGGUCCUCUCCAAGUUCGAGCUCCGUCGACUCUGCCGAGUUGUCAACGCCACACCACUCGCCCGUCUCGGUGCACCAACACCUGAAGAAGUUGGCCACGUCGAUAUCUUCGAAUGCAUUGAAGUUGGUGGUGACCGAGUUACCGUCCUCAGACAAGUCAACCCGGAAGACGAAGACUUCGAUCCAACCGAGUCUACCGGUGAGAAGACCCGUACUGCAACAAUCGUUCUGCGUGGUGCGACGAGUAAUCAGCUGGAUGACCUCGAGCGUGCAGUGGACGAUGGCGUGAGCGUCAUCAAGGCGUUGUUGAAGGAUGGCAGGUUGGUCCCCGGAGCAGGUGCUACAGAGCUGGAGUUGGCGAAGCGAGUGGAUAUCUAUGGAAGUGGGUUGAAGGGCUUGUCACAACAUGGUGUGAGGCGAUGGGCUAGUGCGUUGGAGGUCGUUCCCAGGACAUUGGCCGAGAAUGCAUUGGGUGGUGCUGAAGGUAAUGAGAUUGUCAGCCGGUUGUGGGCGAAGCAUGAGGCUGAGGGCGGUGAGGCAUGGGGUGUUGACAUCGAGGAGGAGAGUGAUGGCACGCUCGACGCUGCUGAACACAAAAUCUUCGAUUCGUUCUCCGCCAAACAGUGGGCCAUUAAGCUUGCGACGGAGGCUGCCACGUCUGUCCUCAGCGUCGACAGUAUCAUUAUGAGCAAGCCCGCGGGCGGACCAAAAAUACCACAACAGGCUGGUAAUUGGGACGAGGACUAGGACGAUUAGUACUACUGCAACGAUAUGAUGUGAGAGAGCCAAGGCUAACGACAUACGCUUAAUCUCGAUGUAUAAUAAUGCAUUGUCCAAAUACGAGGAUGUAAAAAUCCAGCAACAAAGGUCAGACAUAUAAGUUAUGAAGUAGUAGAAGGCUUCGAGGAUUCUGCAAGCUGAGCAGUGUCCUUACUUUCCUUCUCAACCGCCUUGUUAGCCUUCUCCCUUGCCUCCCACUCCUUCAACUUCAUCUCAUACCACUCCCACACCGUCCGCCCAACCAUCUCCCCACCAAACUCCCCAUCAUCCUCCAACGGAAACGCAUCCUCUUCCAUCUUCCCUUUCUUCCCCGCCUUCUCCUUCCGUUUCCUUUCUGCAUCUUCCAUCGCUUCAAUAAACUUCGAAGGAAGUGGAGGCACUCCAAGCGUCACAACCGAGCAUUCCCUAUACAGUGCACCAGGUUUGAGGACUUCCUCGGGUAAUCUAUCAUCGAUAUCUCCUUGCUUGUUUGAUUCAGAGGAAGAAGAGGGAUCGGUGGCUGCAGAGACUUGAGCGAGAGCGCGUUUGAAUGGAGUCGGGAGGAAUAGGGCGUGAAGCACAGAUUGAAGUGCUGCGAUCGGGGACUUUGUGAAAAGCCAAAGCAGUGGGUACAGCAAGAAGUAUCUGAAUGCAUGCAAAAGAGAGGGUAAGCAAUG
Somion occarium is the source of this 2530-nucleotide messenger RNA. The record is from the annotation of a GenBank genome assembly. Lineage: Eukaryota; Fungi; Basidiomycota; Agaricomycetes; Polyporales; Cerrenaceae.